CUGGUAAACAGCCGUCAACAAGUUCUCCCGCCGACCGCUUCACGCUGCCUCACUUUCCUUCUGUUCAGUGAAAUUAUCUACUAACCGUCUUAUUUUAUUUCUCUACAAGACAUUUUUGGCAAAAUGCCGGCCGUCGUGCCGCGUCCCUCCCUUAGUGCGGAAGCAGCAAGAGCUGCAGUCUUGCAAGCAGAAUUCAAUGAGAAACGUUGGGUAUGGAUCCCUGAUGAGAAGGAUGGAUAUGUCGCUGGAUGGGUUCUUCAUGAAGAGGAUGACACUGGCGAAGUAAUGUUGGCGGGUGGCGGAGAGUCGCGAACAGUCCCGUUAUACUCUCUCUCCAAGAUGAACCCUCCUAAAUUUGAUCGGGUGGAUGACAUUGCUGACCUCACAUUUCUAAACGAGGCAAGCGUUGUACACAAUCUUCGUCUUCGCUAUGGCUCGGGGGCCAUCUACACAUACUCAGGGCUCUUCUUAGUGGCCGUAAAUCCUUACACUAAUCUCCCACUGUACAGCGAAACUGUCGUCCAACAAUAUCGCAAUAAACGGAAAGAUGAGAAUCCACCGCAUAUUUUUGCUAUAACAGAGCGUGCUUGGGUAAAUAUGGGAGAGAACAGGGAGAACCAAUCUAUUCUCAUCACUGGGGAGUCUGGGGCAGGGAAAACUGAGAACACGAAGAAAGUCAUUCAAUAUCUUGCCUCAAUAGCUGCUGAAAUUGCCAGUGGACCUGAUGGGCUACCUUUAAUGGCAGAUGCUCAUUCUGUUAUCCCACAAUCUCCGUCAUUUAAGCGAGGUCAUCGAGCAAACACCCUGAGUCAGGCGAUCAUCAAGUCCCCCGCUCUUGGUCUUCUCGAGCGACAAAUCCUUCAAGCGAACCCCAUCCUUGAAGCAUUUGGGAAUGCUCAAACACAGCGAAACAACAAUUCUAGCCGAUUCGGUAAAUUCAUUCGGAUCAGUUUUACGCGUGACGGGAACAUUGCAGGUGCCAACAUAGAUUGGUACCUCCUUGAGAAAAGUCGUAUAUCUUAUCGCAGCGAAGCGGAACGUUGUUUCCAUGUGUUCUAUCAGCUUCUCGAGGGAGGAGGUUCCUUGCGGAGUAGGUUGCUAUUACUUAUGGAGGGCGAUAGUACUCAAAGAAAUCUCUGAAGAAUCUCUAUUGCUUGACGGUGAUGUGGAGGACUACGUAUACCUCAACAAGUCUAGACGUCAUGUGGAUGGUGUUAACGAUGCUGAAGAGUGGAAAGCCUCAAGAAUGCCCUUGAUGUCGUGGGGUUCACAGCGGAUGAGCAGUUCGACUUAUUCCGGGUUGUUGCGGCGACAUUGCACAUCGGCAAUAUUGACGUUACAUCCGAUCG
Cantharellus anzutake is the source of this 1349-nucleotide messenger RNA. Its product is annotated as P-loop containing nucleoside triphosphate hydrolase protein. The transcript has 5 exons. The record is from RefSeq and is a predicted model, not a curated record. Lineage: Eukaryota; Fungi; Basidiomycota; Agaricomycetes; Cantharellales; Hydnaceae. Gene Ontology annotation, biological process: actin filament organization; vesicle transport along actin filament. Bases 124 to 1140 code for a protein of 338 amino acids. Gene Ontology annotation, cellular component: actin cytoskeleton; vesicle; myosin complex. Gene Ontology annotation, molecular function: ATP binding; microfilament motor activity; actin filament binding.